AUUCUAGAUUAACUUUUGGAACGCAUAUUCAGAAAUUGAUAGACAAAUGUAGGAAAGGAAUGAAUGUUUUGAGGUGCUUGUCAGGAAUAGGAUGGGGGCAACGUGUCAGUCCCUGAAAUGAAUCUAUUGUGCUGUGAUCAGAUCAAACAUUGAUUAUGGAUGUCUAGUAUACGGUUCUGCGAGCAGGACAUUACUUAAAAAGAUUGAGGUAAUACAAAAUCAGGCUUUGCGGAUUUGUUGUGGUGCAUUUAGAUCAUCCCCGAUAGCCUCAUUACAAGUGGAAAUGGGAGAAUUGCCCCUAGAACUACGCAGGUUCAAGCUCAGACUAAGGUACUGGUACGGUGUAAAGGGUCAUCUGGAAAAUCAUCCGGUUAGACUGAUUUUGAGAGAAUGUUGGGAAUAUGAGUGCAGGGAAAUAUCAAGCUUUGGUUGGAUAGUAAGGAAGGAGGUGGAUAAGUUGGAGCUGAAAAAUCAUGAAAUUGCUCCUUCUGUGGCUUUACCAGCAAUUCCACCUUGGUUGUUUCAUAACCCUGUGAUAGAUCUACAAGUUACGAAGUUAUUGAGUAAUCCGGGGAUGAAUGUGCCAAUUGAACUAAUAGUUCAGCAGUACAUCACUCGAGAGUAUUAUGGUGCACUGCAGGUAUUUACGGACGGCUCUAAAGACCCAGAAUCUGAAAGGACUGCAGCAGCAGUAUAUAUACCUGCUUUUGAGAAAAAGAUUGCAAAAAGACUUUCAGAUCAGGUGUCUGUUUUUGCUACUGAACUUUUAGCAAUCAUACUGGCCCUACAGUGGAUAGAAGAAGUCCAACCAGAAAGAACGGUGAUCUGUAGUGACUCGAUGGCAGCCCUCACUAGUUUAAGAAGUGGUAAAUCCGAAUCGAGGCAAGACUUAAUAUUAGAAAUUUUACAAAGUCUGUUUAGAAUUAGGCAGCUGAGGGUGGAGGUAAAUUUUCUUUGGGUACCUGCUCAUGUUGGUGUGGGUGGAAAUGAAAUGGUGGACAUGCUAGCAAAGAAAGCGCUUAAUCAUUCCCUGAUAGACAUCAAUGUAGCGUUGAGUAGAGCUGAAUUCAAGGCAGUGAUUUCAUCUGAAGUGUGUAAAAGAUGGCAGGAAGUAUGGAACAGUGGGACUAAUGGAAGACAUCUUUUCCUGAUCCAGGAGAAUGUUGGGAAAGAGAGGAAAAGAUUGGGAAAUAGGAGGAAGGAUGUUAUCGUCACACGGCUAAGAAUUGGACACGCUGCAUUAAACAAUUAUCUCUUUAGAAUAGAUCAGUAGGUGGCGGUAAUGCACCUUUCGUUGGUCUGCCAAACCGCCAUAAAACACCACGAGAAGAAGAAGAAGAACAUUGUAAAUGUGAUAAACAAACACACGCUGAAAGAGCGAACAGACACUGUGUGGCUUCCUAAAAAAUGUUAAACCGGUAUGGAGAGUAUUAUACAAACCACCACUGACUAAAAGGGCAGGUGAUCUCCAGUGGAGAAUCUUGCAUGGUGCUGUAGCUGUGAAUGCCUUUGUUAAUAAGAUCAAUCCCACAGUAAGUGAUUCAAGUCCCUUCUGUUUAGAAAGAUUAGAUUAGAUUAGAUUCAACUUUAUUGUCAUUACACAUGUACAAGUACAAGGCAACGAAAUGCAGUUUGGGUCUAACCAGAGUGCAAUAACAGCAAGUGCAGGAUAUAUAGU
Molecule: messenger RNA, 1678 nt
Organism: Silurus meridionalis
Lineage: Eukaryota; Metazoa; Chordata; Actinopteri; Siluriformes; Siluridae
Exons: 2
Coding region: 284-1273 (329 amino acids)
Molecular function (GO): RNA-DNA hybrid ribonuclease activity; nucleic acid binding
Source: RefSeq, a predicted model, not a curated record